AUGCUGGUCAGCGUCGCUACACACCCGGCGCCGCGCGCGAAGCCGCUGUCUGUCAGCGUCCAUCGGGCCAAGCUGUCGGGCCCAGUCACUAUGUCUUUGCUCAAGUGGCGUCGUGGACAACAGCAUCAACAACAAACCCGUGGUUAUCGCUUUGGAAUGUGGUCUUCCCACCUAGAACCCGAGUUCCAUCGAGACCUUCGACGCCAUCACCGAGUUCUGAAGUACAAGUAUACCAAAUCCUUGAACCGGCGACUUUCUUGGGAACAUCCUUUGGCCCAAGAUUCACAGGCUAUAUGGCGGCGUGUAGUUGGUCGUUACUGGUCUCCUGCCGGCUCCCAGUUCGGCAGCCGAUUUGUCAACACUGGCGAGACUGCGCGGAAUGCCCACAGACAAACACACAAGGAAGAAAAGCCGGGCUAUACCAGCGUCUAUAACGCCGCAACUUCGGCCCUCGAAGGCGGAUUCGAUGCAUGGAAAACAGAACUUAACGCCAUGGUGAACUCUUGGACAAAGCAGGCAAUCAACGGCGCGAAACGACCGAAGUCGACCGUAUCUAACAAGGUGACGAGCCAGAAGAGAACCUCGGCUUCAAACACGCCCACUGGGGAAGAAUACGUGAUUGACCCAAUCACCAACCGCAAGGUUCUCAAAAGGACAUAUGGUUCAGUCGAGACGGAUCCACAUCAGUCCGUCAAGUCAUUCAAAUCCUAUAGAUCGCAAUUCGUCAACUUUGCCCCGCCGGCGGAUGUGGGUCAGGAUCAGAGACAACCCGUUCACUCCAACGGCCCUCCGCCAAAGGAAGAGCUUAGCAAAUACAAGGAGGUCGCGACUGAUGAGGCAUUGGCACAUGAGGACACAUCUACACUGCAGAGCCAAGAAUAUUCUCUGAACCAUCUCCCCCCAGAAGAGGCUUCGGAGAUACGUAACGAUCUGGAGAACUACAGCCCAUCUCAGUACGACGAAGUGAGGACAGCAGAAGAGCCAGACCAAAAGUACGAUGAUCUCGAUAAGUACCAAUCUCAUAACUACAAUGAACCGGCUUCGGUUCAAACGGACACGACUCCAGCCUAUGAGGACUUGCACCAGUACAAGCCUUAUAUGCACGCCGAAAACGCGCCUGUUGAGCAAGUGGACCCUCCAUACAAGGACUUAGAGAAGUACGCUACAUUCGUACCGGAAGAGGAUGUGCAAGCCAAGCAGUCCUCACCGGAGUACGAAGACCUUGACAAAUACAAACCAAGCCACUUCGAUGGUGUGCAAACUCAGGAGCCCACGUCAAAGUACGAUGACCUGGAGAAAUAUAAACCGUAUCACUACCAGGAAGGCGUCGCUGCUUCGGAAUCAAACCCUAAGUAUGAAGACCUCGACAAUUAUAAGCCUACUGAAUUCAGCGACGCUUCACACGAGCAGGAGGAAAAGCCGUUCCAAGAAUAUGGGGAUCUCGAGCAAUACAAAGCUUACAGGUUCCAGGAGCCACAGGGUAAGGCAGCUCUCGGGCGAGAUGUUGUGAACGAAUCUCUGAAAGAAUUCGACUUGAAAGCCCAGGAGCGCGAAACUCUCGAGAAGUCCAUGGCAGAUCACAUUACAGCGUCAAAUGCGGCAGAUAGAGAAGCCGUGGCCAAUGUUCAAGCGUCUCGGCAGAAGACAGGAGACGAGAAAUCACGAAUGACAGGAAACUUUAUUCGUGACUUUCCGGAAGACUUCUCUCAAAGCUGGAACUCGCACUCUACGGGGCUUCAACCGGAGCAGGGCGCAACUGCGUCCUAUGAGCAACACUUGCAGCGUACAGUCCAGAGCCAAGAGAAGGAUGUUUCCGAUGGUCUCUCCCGGGCUGCUAACACGCCGGCACUGGAGCCGGCUUUGGAUCGCCACGUUAACUCCAAGGUAGAUUCCCGGACCAGAAGGUCGCAAAGCCGUCAAUCCAAGAACCAAACAGCCGCUGACCCCUACUCAAGGCAACCCCAAGGCCUGGAAACCAGCUACGCUGAAGAGUGUGGACCAGAAUCCACAAGACCAGCGUAUGUUAAGACCUAUGGAACCCCGGAAGAUAACACCGCUAAGGACAACCGGGCUGAACAGGCCACGGCCAUCCCGCUAGAGCAGCUAGUUGAUGACAUACCGCCAGCAGUGGCCCAUGAGGCAGUCUCGAACUCGCAGCCCACGGUCUACAAGAUUCUAGCCUACGACUCGACGAUGCAGAACGUCAGCAUCGCCGAGACCACAUCGGUCGUUCCUGACCAGGCCGCGCCUUUAACGCCUGCCGAAGUCCUUUUGCGUUUGUCCAACCCCUCCAAAUUCUUUCCUCAUUUUGCCCCUCUACAGGCCCAGGGCUUCGAGAUCGUGUCCGGGAGCGGUGACGUCCUCGUUUUCCGCAAGGUCCGGGACGCGCCCGCAGCCAGCAGCGGCGGCAGCCGCCCCCAUCCCGUCAACCCCAUCGACAUGAUGGGCAAGCCCGCCGCGCUCCCCAACGCCGCGGCCUUUGCCUCUCCGACGGGCUUCAUCAACUACGACCUCCCGCCAGUGGAAGAGCAAUCGCCUCCCUUCCGCUCCAACAUCGACGUCAGGCGUGAGGAGCCCGUCUUCAGCGGACCCAGGACAACCCCCCUGGAAGGUGCCCGGACGCGGAGGAAGAAGCGCAGUGUCACCAAGAGGGUCCUGAUCGGUGGUGCCUGGGUGGCGGGCGUCUCCUAUGCGCUGGGCGUCGUUGCCGAGUACUUUGUCACGGGCGGUGCAGAUGGCAGGGGUCCGACGGGUUUCUGA
Neoarthrinium moseri is the source of this 2760-nucleotide messenger RNA. RefSeq lists its product as uncharacterized. The record is from RefSeq and is a predicted model, not a curated record. The transcript has a single exon. The coding region runs from base 1 to 2760 and encodes 919 amino acids. NCBI's taxonomy places the organism in Eukaryota, Fungi, Ascomycota, Sordariomycetes, Amphisphaeriales, Apiosporaceae.